Molecule: messenger RNA, 1275 nt
Organism: Cyclocybe aegerita
Lineage: Eukaryota; Fungi; Basidiomycota; Agaricomycetes; Agaricales; Hemipholiotaceae
Source: the annotation of a GenBank genome assembly
AUGCUCUGCAAUCCUCUCCCACUCACCCUUCCUCUCGAUAUCUGGGGUGAAAUUGUGCAACAUGUCUACUUCGAGGGAGACAUGGACACCCUUCGUUCCCUUUCACUAUGCUGUCGCGCUCUCCUGCCGUUUUGCCAGCGCGAACUAUUCUACUCCGUGUUGAUCCCCGAACGCGUUCCCGAGCAUGCCACAGAAAGAGAUGCUCGAAUCCAAGAACUACACCAAAUUCUCUCUCAGUCACCCCAUAUCUCCAACUACGUUCGGAUUUUUACGUUCUUCAUUGCUUUGGCCGAUGUGAAUAACCCGAUCAUUCGCGAGAUUGUGGCACGGUUUACUCGAAUACGAUUCCUCGAGCUGGACCACCGGGACACAACUACUAACCGGCUUUUGGAUUGGGACCUUUUCGACGAGGGUUUCAAAGGAGCUUUCAAGGACAUCAUACAACUCCCCCAUCUCGAAUCUCUCGACUUGGCUACGUUCACGAAUGUACCGACAUCGACCUUUCUUGAUUUGUCACAGGAACUAGAAAUUAUAAACCUCAAUGAGGUUGAGCUGAAGGACGAUUUGAAGUCACCGACUCCUGGUUUGCUCCGCGCCAGUAGAUCAGGAAGAAUACCUCAGCCUUCGUUGAUUACCGCGAUGAAUGGGUGCGGAGACAUAAUCUCUUUGCUCCUGAACGCCACCCCCCAGCUCGUCGAUUUCACGAAGUUGGAUUAUAUUGGGAUUGGUUGGGACAAAGAGAACAUCGUCGCCGUGGUAUCUCGGAUGCUCAAGGCAGCUCCUGCGCUUGAGUUCUUAUCUUGCCGAGGGACCAAUGGAACAACAAUUCCGUUUCGCGGGCUCGCAAACGCGAUCUCCGCAGCCAAUCUCAAAUCGUUGGAACAACUAGAAGUCAUGCCGGCCCUGACAGUCCUCAAUACUGGACCUUCGGACGACCUCCUUUGGGGUUUACGCGAUGAAGUCGCGCUUCUCGCCACGAAGUCCAAGCUCAAGAAAUUCAACAUCCGAUUCGAACUCUAUGGAAGCCACUUCGGUCUUCCAACCAAGCUAGGCGAACUUGACAGUCUGUUCGAGACUAAAAAUUUCUUCCCCACUCUACGAAAGCUCAGCAUACAGAUUUUAGUGCUUGUUGAGGACACAAGGACCGUACACGAGAGGCACACCUUGCGAACCGAGCUGGAACAAGGGUGCUAUGAUGAAUGUCGCAGAAUCCAACGAACGCCUGGUCUAGUGUUCGAUUGUGACGUUUCUGUGGAAACGGUGCAUCUCGGAUGA